Racocetra persica is the source of this 138-nucleotide messenger RNA. The record is from the annotation of a GenBank genome assembly. NCBI's taxonomy places the organism in Eukaryota, Fungi, Glomeromycota, Glomeromycetes, Diversisporales, Gigasporaceae.
AUGAUUGCUCUUCUCAAAGCUGCUUUACCGUAUUCUAGUUUAUCAUUUGCAAGUUCAUUGUCGUCUCUUUUUGAAAAUGUAGAGAUAUACGUUGAUGAUAAAAAAUAUGUGCCAAUUUUAAUCUUUUGUCACUAUUAG